UUUUCUUUUUGUUUCCACCUUGAGAGGGUCCUUACUGGUAUCUAGAGAACAAAUAUAUAUUAGGAAUAAUUUAUAUUUAAAAAACAAAAUAAAAACUAUUUGGCAAUAGUAACUUAAUUAUGAUUACAAGUUUAACAUAUUUAGUAACAUAAUGUUUGUAGGCGAGCAAAAUAUUUGAUCAACUAUUUGUCCAUGCAAGCAUUAAUAAACAUGAAAAUCUUUUUCAAUUUAUAUAGAUAUUUAUAAAACUGUAAUUUAAUUACCUGAAGGUUUUUAUCCUUGAUGUAAGUUUUAUAUUUUCCUCUUGUAAAAGAGGGGGAAUCUUUUUUUCUUUUAUCAGACAUGUUAUUAUUUGUCACUAAAAAUAUACUUGGCACAGUCGAUUGAAAAUCAAAAGCGAAUCUUUUUAAAAGUUUUAUCUGUACAUUUGUUCAACACGAACGGCCUGUUCGUCCGAUCUGGGUUUACUCGGAGCAGACUCAAGCAAACCUGGCCAAUCACCGUCUUGCUUUCUGUCUUAAUACUAAAUUAGUAUUUGCUUUGGUGCUUAUAGUGCUUGAAGCAUUAUUUCAACCUUGUUGUUUAUUAAAUAUUAAACAAAAACAAAUGAUACUCUUACGAGCGCUGCGAGUGCCAAAGCGAACGCAGCCAUACACUCGCAUGCAUAUAUAUAUAUACAUAUAUAUAUAUGUAUAUAAUGCAUGCGCAGAGGAGAACGUAUCAUACGUAUGGAUAGACGUAGCCGGUCUUUGUUUCACGCGUGUUAUCUCGGCAUCCCUAAUUUUGUUGAUUCUGUUAUUAGUGCCACAGAUUUUUACUGUGCACAUCAUGUUUAUUAUUAAUUGUAAGAACGAUGGUUCUUAUUGCCUAGUGAAUGAUAACGCGGUGAUUUGUGAUUACGAAAGUGUAAAGAAAGGAGAUGCAGUCACAUUUUUUUACAAUCAAAAAUCAUACCAGGGAGUUGUUAUUAUGCGAUCUGAUAACGUAUCAUCCAUAGAAGAAGAAUUUCAGAAGUUAAAUAAACGUCAAAAACUGAGAAAAACUAAUCGAAAACGAGAGGCAUCAAAUAGUCCAGAUGAUAAUUGUGAUAGUGACGUACAGCAAAGUGAUGAACCUGCACUGAGCCAAAAAAAGAAAAAUUCUUCAAAGGACGAUCAAAUCAAAAAGUCUGGUACAAAAAGAAAUGUAAAGGGGAAAAAGAUAGAUGUAAAAAAAAAUAGUAUAGCACAUCAGAGGCAAGUGCAGACAACUUUUAAUCAUAAAUAUAAGGCUCAAAACGAUGUACAUGCACAGCUAUCGUUGUCGUCUGAUACGAGCACUGAUGAAGAAAAUACCGAAACAAGAAAGACCCAGUACUCAGCUACAAAGAAAGCUGACAUUAGGGCUUUAAAUACAUUGAAUGUCACAAAAAAAAGGGAAGGCAGUCCUACCAAAGAAGAACUCAAACGACUACUGCAAAUAGCAUUGGACAAGUCAUCAAAAUCGUUAGAGGAUGAUAUUGAUACUUCUGGUGACGACACAAAUUCGUCGAUACAAUUACAGCAUGACAUUGCUACAAAAUCUAACAACAACGAUAAUAGUACUAGCGACAACAAUAAGGAUGAGGCUGACAAAGAAAAUGAUAUGUUUGUAUUGCCGGAUGAUAGUACCGAUCAAUUAUUUGGAAAAAAUUGCCCAGACGAUAAGAUGAUGCUGUUAAUGAGUGAGAUUUACUGCCAAAAACGCGUCCUUAUGUCAGCGAUAGCAUCGUCACUUAAACCAUCUCAUCUAGCUCGUCGACUACUUUCUGGCGUUUUUAAGCCUGAAGCUCUUUUGCGGUGUACGAUAACAGGUCAAUCUGUUCGAUCGCUAGGAAAGACUCGAUAUGAAGAAAAAUUCGACUGCCUUGAUCCUAUCGCACGAGAUGCUAUUAUUGGUAAGCAUUAUAAUUUGCAACAGCAAAGAAUUAAUAACAAUUUUCAAAAAUUGAUUUACUCUUUCAGAUUAUUCUAUAAAACAUGGAGUUGCAAAACAGUGGCCGACACAAGAAAAAAAAACUAUUAUUGCUGCAAUGUCCCAGCGGUUGGGGGAAAUGCGGAGGACAGAGAAACUUAACAAAGCUGAACAAAAAUAACAAGCGACUUCUAUACUCGCAUCUUUAAAGACAUUUUUUUUUAAUAAAAAAUAAUAUUUAUUUCAAUUUUUAUUCCACACAAAACAUUCCAUUCAAAGAUAUAUACACUACCGCUUAAAAAUAUUUGUCUAUACUUAUUUAACUUUUUUAAUUCAAUGAUGAGAAUUUUAAAGAAGAGUGAAUUUCAAUCUUCUCUCCUAAUGAUCUGGAUGUUAAUAAUAAUCUUGAUGGCUCAAAAUAUUACAUUAAACAUAUACAGGGUGUUCCGAAAUUCGCAAAUAAAAAUACUAUACCAAAAAUCUCGAAUAAUUAAGUAAAAUAGUUAUUUGCAUGUAUUUUUUCAAACAGUAACUUUUUAGAUAUUUUAAUCUUAUAUCUCAAAAAUUACUGUUUAAAAUAAUACAAAUAAUUAUUUUACUUAAUUUUGUCGAGAACUUUUUUGCUACAUCAGUAUUUUUAUUCGCAAAUUUCGGGACACUGUACAUGUUUAAUGUAAAUAAGCCAUGAAGAUUAUUAUUAAACAUUUUUUAAUUAAACAUUUUAUUAUUAAACAUUUUAUUUUAAACAUUUUAUUAUUAAAUAGGAAAUUAGAAAAGAAGAUUGAAAUUCAUUUUUCUUUAAAAUUUUCAUCAUUGAAUUAAAAAAGACAAAGUGGGCAAAUACUUUUGAGCGUAUGAUAAAAAAUUUGACAAUUUAUUUUAUUUUAUUCAUUUGUCAUUAUUACACAAUUGUGAUAAAAAAAUUUUGUUUUAUUAUAAAAAGCUAUCUUAUGAUCUGCUUUGUAACGUAAAUGGCAAUUACAAUAUUUUGUUUUUAUGCUUAAGAACAAAUGAUAGCAGUGUUUAUUUCAUAAGAGAUCGUUGUAGCGGUAAGAAAUUUAAUAAUUGUUAUGUAAUUUAUGCUAUAUAUAAUUUUUUGUUUAUACAUUAAUUUCUGUUGCAUAGGAUGCUUUGUGUAAAAAUAUACGUGUAUUAAGUAUAAAAUAUAUAUGUAUUUACUUUGCCUAAAAAUGUAAUAUUUAUAUUUGAUAAGACUAAAACAUGUUUAUAUUAUUUUUAUUGCAGUAUAAUAUAAUAAUGUAUAAUGCAUAAACGGUGAUGCAUAAUUAUGCAUGAAUUUUAUCAAUGGUAUAAUCAUACAUCGUAAUGCACGAUUGUACAUCGUAAUGCACGAUUGUACAUCGUAAUGCACGAUUGUACAUCGCAAUGCACGAUUGUACAUCGCAAUGCACGGUUGUACAUCGCAAUGCACAAUUGUACAUUGUAAUGCACGAUUGUACAUCGUAAUGCACGAUUGUACAUCGUAAUGCACGAUUGUACACGGCCAAAAUUCGUGCAUGAUUAUGCAUCGUCGUUUAUGCAUUAUUUUGCAUUAUUAUGCAUUAUUAUUUUUAAACGGGAUAUAUAAAAUUAAUUAUUAAUAUUUUUAAAA
Molecule: messenger RNA, 3544 nt
Organism: Monomorium pharaonis (pharaoh ant)
Lineage: Eukaryota; Metazoa; Arthropoda; Insecta; Hymenoptera; Formicidae
Product: myb-like protein X
Exons: 6
Coding region: 607-2094 (495 amino acids)
Molecular function (GO): DNA binding
Source: RefSeq, a predicted model, not a curated record